AGGAAGACCCUUUAAUUGGGCCAUGCACGUUUUAAUUUGUUUCUGUUUUGGGGCAGACAAACUCUUUCUUCAGCUUUGAAUAAAAAUAAAACUCAUCAUCCUAGAAGGAGAUUGCUGGACAAUUUCUGCAGGAAAAGUAAAAAAGUAACAAUUUUGGACUUGUUAACACAGGUGAAGAACUUAUCUAAACAUGUGCAGCAUUGGUGAAGAUGACUUCGGCGAUGAGGGUGGAGUUCAUUCCAUGAUACCUGAUGUAAAGACCAGCCAACCACAAUUGUCCAUUGACAAUGAUAUACUGUGUAAUAAAUGUAAACAACCUGGAGCAACAUAUAAAUUGGCUUUUCGAGAGCCAGAAUGCAAGGAAUGCUUCCUCAACUAUGUGCGUCACAAAUUUCGUGCUGCAUUGGGUUCUUCCAAAGUGUUACCGAAAAAUGCAAAUGUCCUAUUGGUAUUUGACUGUAGUGCCCAGUCGUUGGUUCUUUUGGAUAUGCUACACCAUGCCCAGACUCAAAACACAUUUAAGAGAUUGCAUUGUAAUGCUACAGUGCUUUAUAUCGAUGACUAUCAGAUGCAUAUUGAUGGAGAAUGUUCGCCGGAAUAUGAAAAACACCUGAAAGAUGUUCAAAGUACCUGUAGCACAUACGAGCAUUUUGAUUGUUAUAUCCUGCCUUUAGUGAAAACUGAUACUGUCAAUGAUUUAAUAUUCAAUUUGAAAUAUUUGCCAGAGGAAUAUAGUGCCAACGUUGACAAACAUAAAUCACAGUUUAAGGAAUUGCUGAAUUGCAUGAGGUCACUUACAUCGAAACAGGAUUUUAUCAAACAUUACCGUAGUAAAGUUAUAGGACUUGCUGCAAAGCAUUUUCAAUGUCAAUUUGCUUUUAAAGCGGAUAUAAGCUCUGAUUUAGCCUCGGAUCUUUUGGCAGCCAUUGCUCUGGGGAGAGGUGGUAGUGCUGCUUUGGAUGUUGCCUUGGUGGAUAAUCGGUUAGAUGAUGAUAUAAAAAUUGUCAGACCUCUGAAAGACUUAACGGAGGAAGAGAUAAAUUUGUAUGUAAUAGCUCAAAAUCUCAAAUUGUUAGAACAGAGGAGUUAUGGCAGCGACUUUGGACCAUCAGCUAGUUUACAAAACCUUACGAAAGCAUUUGUUGAGGAUCUGCAACAAAAUUAUUCUUCGACAGUAUCAACGGUGUUUCGUACAGGAUCGAAAAUUGCUUCACAAAUGGAUGAAAAAUCUGAACUAUGUUGUGUGUUUUGCAAGUCUGUUUUGGACUACAAAGAUUCCAACACGUUGUUGGCCAUAGAAUUUUCACGUAUAGUCUCAGAGUGUGGCAUCAAGACGGAAGAUAUCUCUGAGCUGAGUAUGGAGGCGCAUAAACAUGUUGAGGGCGAUAUUGAGGGAAGGGAUUUAACAAAAGUGUGUCAUGCUUGUCGAAAUAUUUAUGCAGAUUCUAGUAAUAAGGAUAUAUUGUUGUUAUAACGAUUUGUAAUAAAUACUGACAGAAAAACUAAAAUUCAAUAUUACUAGCAAUUUUUAAUAAAAAACAUUUUGUAAAUUUUAUUUUACAUGGUAAACAAA
Messenger RNA from Musca domestica (house fly), 1573 nucleotides. RefSeq names its product cytoplasmic tRNA 2-thiolation protein 2 (gene Ctu2). Gene Ontology annotation, cellular component: cytosol. The coding region runs from base 191 to 1474 and encodes 427 amino acids. The record is from RefSeq and is a predicted model, not a curated record. Gene Ontology annotation, biological process: tRNA wobble position uridine thiolation. Gene Ontology annotation, molecular function: sulfurtransferase activity; tRNA binding. Lineage: Eukaryota; Metazoa; Arthropoda; Insecta; Diptera; Muscidae. The transcript has 2 exons.